Sphaeramia orbicularis (orbiculate cardinalfish) is the source of this 4386-nucleotide messenger RNA. RefSeq names its product leptin receptor (gene lepr). The coding region runs from base 249 to 3626 and encodes 1125 amino acids. The transcript has 21 exons. Gene Ontology annotation, cellular component: external side of plasma membrane. Gene Ontology annotation, biological process: cytokine-mediated signaling pathway. The record is from RefSeq and is a predicted model, not a curated record. NCBI's taxonomy places the organism in Eukaryota, Metazoa, Chordata, Actinopteri, Kurtiformes, Apogonidae. Gene Ontology annotation, molecular function: cytokine receptor activity; protein binding.
UUGGCUCAGCUGCACCGGGUCGACGUCAGGGAAACAGUGUAAGAGAGAAAAGAGAGAGAGAGGGGGGAAAGAGUCUCACCGGGAAACCCUCAUCUUCCUCCUCUUCUUCUUCUUCAUUGUUGUUUGUCAGUCUCAGACAUGGACAGUACUCUCUGACGGACGAGGAUCUAAACUUACCUGAACUCUGUUGGACAAGAACAGACACUGAUUUCACCCCAGUCGAAGCCCACCACGGCCAUGAUCUCACUAUGAAGACUAAAAUGGAGCGGUCUUUGACGUGGACAGUCCUCCUCAUGCAUGUUUUGCUGAUCUCCCAUGGCACUCAGUGUUUAGAUCCCAGUCUUCAUGCCCUGGACCUCCCUUGGCGUGCUGAGCUGUGCUGUGACUCACCAACAGUGCAUCUUGACACAGAGAAGAACAGCACCCACAGAGCAUAUACGAACCAGUCUGAAUCAAACCUCCCACUCCAGCCUCGCUGUAACUUCAGUAGUUGGACAACUGAAUCACACCCCUCUGGAGGUCACUGUUUGGACAUGCUGUGCAGGAUCACUGAAAACUGGGAAGAUUUAACCUGUGAACUUCAUGUUGGAGACACAUUCGAAGCCGGUCUGAUCAAGAUUGGCCUGGGGCGAGUGAUAUCCCAGACAGAUGAGCCCGUUGAUAAUAAUCCUGUCAUCUGUGAAGCGAAGGAUUCCUUCACGUGUUCAAUGGCGCUUGGGUCAACAGUGACUUGGGCCACCGUGGUAACCGUUAUCAUCUCUGACGUCGUUUCUCCUCAGGUUGUUCUUAAAGUCCCUGAAAAACCUGUCAAACCAAGUCCUCCUGUCAACUUGUCACACAUCCAGACCAUCGAGGCAGAGCUGAUUUUGACCUGGGAGGUUGAUUCAGAGUUGGACCACGGUCUCCUGAGAUACGAGGUCCGAUACUCCUCCAACCCCACCCAUCCCACCUGGCAGGUGGUGUCUGCACCUGGAGAGCCCAGGUUAUCUCUAGACCUCAAGCCCAGGUUGAACUACACCAUCCAGGUUCGCUGUUCCAGUCUGGUGGAGCCUCCGCUGUGGAGCAACUGGAGCGAACCACAUCACAUCUACCUGGACACUGUUAGCUACAUCCCUGAGAAGGUGGUGGCCCGUCCGGGUGAGAACGUGACGGUUUACUGUGUCUUCAAUGACCACAGCGUCAACGCCAGCACGGCCAUAUGGAUCCUCAACUUCGAGAAGCCGCUUCAUCGCAGCCAGUACCACCCGGUCAACCAAUGGGUGAGUCAGAUCACAAUGCGUCCUUCAGAGACUCGUAUGUAUGACCUGCUGCAGUGCACGCAGGAGUGGGCCAUCCCAUACAGCCAGAUCUACGCAGAAGGAGCUUCCAUUGAUAUAAACUGUGAAACUAACGGUGACAUUGAUGCAAUGGAGUGCAGCUGGAAGAACACGCAGUUGACCAAACCCGAAUUCAGAUCCAGGUGGGCUGACCUGUCAUGUGACGUCAUGGAGGCGAGGGAGAAAGCCGGUGAGAGGGUUGGGGAGUGGAGUCGUCCUGUUUGCAGGCCGGACAGAUCUGUUCAGAAAUGCACCAUCCACCCACUGAGGAUGAACUGCUACAAGCUGUGGCUGGAGGUGCCGUCACACCUGGGCCCGAUCCGGUCCAAACCAGUCUACCUGUCGCCCAUAGACCACGUCAAACCUCACCCUCCCACUGAUGUGAAGGCGGUGAGCAGUGGCGUCCUGGCGGUCUCGUGGACGCCUCCGUCUCUGCCUCGGCCGGUUGAAGGGUUUCAGUGUCAGUUCCGGUAUCAUUCACCGUCCACUGUGACUGCUCAGCCUGAGUGGAAGGUCCAGAGUCCAGUCCAGGUUCCGUGGGCGGAGGUUUCAGUUCCAGACAUGUGCCGAGUGUAUGUGGUCCAAGUGCGCUGCAUGCACACCAGUGGCAAAGGCUACUGGAGUGACUGGAGUGAAAGUGUGUAUUCUGCACCCCAAAACAGCAGAGCUCCAGAGCGUGGGCCUGAUUUCUGGAGAAUACUUCAAGAUGAUUCAUACCAAAACCAGAUUAAUGUCACUCUGCUGUUUGAGGAUGCUUUUCUCCAGCGUCUCCGGAUAUCAGAGCAGUCGUACUGUGUGGAUGGAUUCGUAGUCCAGCGUCAGCUCCUGAGUGGGUCAGUGAUAAGAGACCGGAUCGAACUGAAGUCCCCCUACAGCUUUGAGUGGAACCAGGAGGUCCAGACCGUGACUGUGGAGGCCUACAACAGUCUGGGGAGCUCCACUAACAACUUCAACAUGACGCUGGAUAGUCAACCCAAACGACGCUGUUUGCGUUCAUUCCGUGUGCUGGUCAUCAACAGCACCUGCGUGUCUUUAUCCUGGACUCUGCUGGACAACAGCUCCGUCCCUCUGUUCAUGGUGGUCCAGUGGUCGCCGCAGAAACAACAGGACCCUGAACAUCACAAAGGCCAGAAUGGAGACACGUGGGUCAGGCUUCAACACACGGAGCGUCCGGUCUAUAUACGAGGUGAUUUUUUUGCCUCCGAGGAGUACGACUUCUACUUAUACCCUGUGUUUGCUGACGGGGAAGGAGAACCUGUGAUCGCUAGAGCUGCCAGAGGAGACCCUGCCGCCUACAUGAUGCUGAUGAUCAUCUCCUUUCUUUCCAUUGUGUUGUUGGUCACCCUCGUCCUCUCUCAAAACCAGAUGAAAAAGUUUGUGUGGAAGGAUGUGCCCAACCCAAACAAGUGCUCCUGGGCCAAAGGACUCGACUUCAAAAAGGCCGACACAUUCGACCACCUGUUUGGACCUCAGGAUGCCCUCCCAGCCUGGCCGCUGCUCCUUCCACCUGAAAACAUUUCUACCGUUGUCAUCGUGGACAAAUCCGACCUCUCAGCUCUGACCACAGCCCUGGUCCAACCCCCGACCCCUGACCCCACCACUGCUGUAACCGUCUCCGAUCUGUCAGAGUUUGAUCCUGAGGUCGAACAAACGCAGUCCGUCGAAAGUGAAGAGAUUCUGCUCGGAGCUCCUUCUUUAACCCUAAACGCAGAAAGAACAACUUCGGCCCCGAGGUUGGAUGAGUUACUACCUGCCGCCAAUGACAGCUCUGCUCAGUCUUCGGUCACAUACGCCACGGUGCUGCUGUCUGGUCUGAAGCAGGAGCAGAGCUAUAAGGACGGAAGUGGCAGCAGCUCCAGCGACGAGGGCAACUUCUCCGCCAACAAUUCUGAUAUUUCUGGAUCUUUUCACGCUGGCUUAUGGGAGCUGGAAAGCUGCAGAGGUGGGGAGAUGGACGACCCACGACGCUCCUGCUCCUACAACUCUGUGGAGGAACUCUCAGAAGAAGAAGAUGAAGAGGUGAGACAAGAAAAGGACUUGGAUUAUUUAAGGAUGGACUGUCCAGCAGAGGAGAGUGAGGACGAGCAGAGGGAAGAGGAGACCAAAACUGAACUGUUAAAAAGUGUGGUUUUGAACAGAGAGGACUGUUCGCAACCUUUACUUUGCCCUCAGGAUUCGGUAGAUCCGGGCGAGGUGCUGUCGCCGCCGUCGUCUUGUGGCUUUUCCCUCCUGUAUCUGCCUCAGUUCAGGACCGUUUCAUACACAAGGCAACUCACAAGUUACUCACAAGAAAGCCAACCCCAACCGUGACUCUAACGCCAACUGCAUUCACGUAAAAAUCUAACAUCAAAUGCAUUGUGUUCUCUGUGCAUCAUGUAUCGUGCAUCAUGAUUCAGCGCCUACGUAAGCGAUUUGCGUUUUUCCUGCAGACACAGUGAGGCGUGAAGCUGAAAAGGGUAAAAAAAAAUACCUCGAUGCGACUGAUGUAUGACUCUAAAUUUCCACUCAUCAGUGCUGCUAUUGUGUUUUGUUAGAGGAGAUCAGGAGGGCACAGGCCUCAUUUGGAGGCAUUUCUUUCUUUAUGGGUUUAAACCCAGACUCUGCUGUGCCACAAGACUCCUCUGCUGUUGUGUAAAACCGAUUAAUGAGGCGGGAAAAGCUGAGAAAAUGGAGCUCGCAAUGUUUUUUUUUCAAUGGUCACCAGUUCAGUAGAAGAAUAUAGAGGUAAUGGUCAUAGAGCGCAGGAAGUAGACUGUGUAUAAGCACCUUUAGGUCAGCAGGGAGAAGCUAAAACUAGUGUCUAAAAUACAUGGUAGCAGUUGGGGGGGGGGGGGGGGUCUAAUGCCUAAUAGUCCAUUGUUAUACACAGACUCUGUACACAAUAUGAUUUAAUGGAUGCAAGUCAAGGCAAUCAAGUCGCCUGUGCAUGUUUUACACACAUCAACAACGAUAACACUGGUCAACAACAAAUUUAUUGUUUAAGUUUUUUGAGCUGAUUUAGGAUCAUUUUGGUGUGCUGAAUCCAAAAAUCACAUUAAUUUUGCUCAAUCAGAUCAACUUUCUGAACUAU